This is a messenger RNA of Lathyrus sativus (Indian pea), 2148 nucleotides long. Lineage: Eukaryota; Viridiplantae; Streptophyta; Magnoliopsida; Fabales; Fabaceae. The record is from the annotation of a GenBank genome assembly.
AUGGGUUGUGCACAGUCCAGAAUAGACAAUGAAGAAUCAGUGGCGAGAUGCAAAGAAAGAAAAAAUUUAAUGAGAGAAGCGGUUGUUGCUCGUAACGCCUUCGCUGCCGGUCAUUCCGGUUACGCAAUGGCUCUCAAAAACACCGGCGCCGCUCUUUCUGACUACUCUCACGGUGAAACUCAUCUGGAAGAAAUUGAACUUCAUCCGCCGCCUAUGCAUACUUCUAACACUCCGCCUCCUCCACCGCCACCGCCGCCUCCUCCGCACAUGGAAGAGAAUCUCCCUCCUCCACCGCCUCUUCCUCCUAAUUUCUCUCCGGCAUCGCUCAAACGCGCUGUAACAUUGCCGCCUGUGGCUUUGCAGCACAGAAAACCUAGCGGUGGAGUCUCCAUUGUUGAAAAGAUGAAGGAAAAUGCGAAAAUCGAGGUAGAGGGAGAAAGAGAGAAAGACGGUGACGGAUUGGUUCACGCGCCGCCUUCUCCGCCAGGAGGUAAAGCGAAGCCUCCUCCUCCUCCGCCGGAAUCGAAAAACAUGGCUUGGGAUUAUUUCUUCAUGGAUAUGAACAUGGCAAGAGCUUCUUUGAAUGAGGAAGAUGAGAUUGAGAACGAGGAAGGUGAAAUUGAAGAUGAAAAUGUUGUUGAUAAUGGAGGACAUGUGGUGGAUGAGAUUGAACCAAAGACACCGGAGAAAGUGGAGGUUGAUGUGUAUAAUAAGGAAGAUGAGCAUAUUCAUGUUCAUGAUCAUGAGGAUGGUGUGAUGAGAGAGGCUAAACACAUUGAACAUUCUAAAACUGCUCCUGCUGAAUUUAGAAGAGCAAUUAAGUUGGUUCCCACUGUUACUCUCAUGCAGAUUCUUGGUUCCCUUGAUGAUCAUUUUCUUAAAGCUUCUGAAACUGCUCAAGAAGUUUCCAAGAUGCUUGAAGCGACUAGGUUGCAUUAUCAUUCUAAUUUUGCCGAUAAUCGGGGUCACAUUGAUCAUUCUGCCAGAGUCAUGAAAGUGAUAACAUGGAAUAGGUCUUUUAAGGGUGUGUCGGAGGGUGCUAAAGAUGACUUUGAUUCGGAAGAGUAUGAAACACAUGCCACUGUUUUGGACAAGUUGUUAGCUUGGGAAAAGAAACUCUAUGAAGAGGUUAAGCAAGGUGAGCUUAUGAAGUUUGAAUAUCAAAGAAAAGUUUCGGUUCUGAACAAGCAGAAGAAGCGUGGUGCUAGUGUUGAUUCUUUAGGAAAAACUAAAGCUGCCGUAAGUCAUUUACAUACAAGAUAUAUUGUUGAUAUGCAGUCGAUGGAUUCAACGGUUUCAGAAGUGAACCAUAUUCGCGAUGCUCAGCUGUAUCCCAAACUUAUUGCUCUUGUUAUUGAGAUGGCCAAUAUGUGGGAGAGUAUGUUCAUGCAUCAUGACAGUCAGCUAAAAAUAGUAACAGAUCUCAAAUCUCUUGAUAUUUCUCAAGAUCAGAAGGAAACAACAAAACAUCAUUAUGACCGUACCAUACAGCUUUGGAAUGUAAUCCAAGAAUGGCAGUCACAAUUUGAGAAGCUCGUGACUCAACAGAAGCAUUACAUUCAAGCUCUUAAUAGCUGGCUAAAGUUAAAUCUCAUUCCCAUCGAAAGCAACCUAAAAGAGAAAAUCUCUUCCCCGCCAAGAGCCCAGAAUCCACCCAUUCAAACCCUUCUCCAUGCAUGGCAUGAUUACCUUGACAAGCUUCCUGAUGAACUAGCGAAAUCUGCAAUUUCCUCGUUUGCGGCUGUGAUAAAGACGAUCAUACUUCAGCAGGAGGAAGAGAUGAAGUUAAAGGAGAAAUGUGAGGAAAUUCAAAAGGAAUUUUUGAAGAAAAACCAAGCUUUUCAGGAUUGGUACCAAAAGCAUUUACAAAAAAUGGGGCCAGACGAAGCAGAUAGAGGAGAGGAAGGAAAUACCAACAAUCCUGUCUCAGAGAAACAGUUUGUCGUUGAGAGCUUAAAGAAGAGAUUAGAAGAAGAAACUGAAUCGCACAAAAAGUUGUGUGUUCAGGUAAGAGAGAAGUCACUCCAGAGCCUCAAAACUCGCCUGCCUGAGCUCUUCCGUGCGCUAUCGGAUUAUACUCAUGCAUGUUCUGAUGCUUAUAAGAGGCUGAAGACAAUUGCACAAUCUCAAGGUGACAGUGCAGCGUGA